Messenger RNA from Gossypium arboreum, 450 nucleotides. RefSeq lists its product as uncharacterized. The coding region runs from base 1 to 450 and encodes 149 amino acids. The transcript is spliced from 2 exons. Lineage: Eukaryota; Viridiplantae; Streptophyta; Magnoliopsida; Malvales; Malvaceae. The record is from RefSeq and is a predicted model, not a curated record.
AUGGACUGUAAGAAAGUUGAAGGUCGUGAUUGUAAAUCAACGGACUAUAAGAAAUUCGAAGGUCAUGAUCAUAUAUCAGUGAACCAUAAGAAAGUCGAAGGUCAUGAUCAUAAAUUAGCAGAUCGUAACAAAGUUGAAGUUCGUGAUCGUAAAUCAACAAAUCGUAAGAAAGCCGAAGACCGUAAGAAAGCCGAAGGUCGUGAUUGUAAAUCAGUAGACAAUAAGAAAGAAGAAGGUCAUGAUCGUAAAUUAACAGACCGUAAGAAAGUAGAAGAUUGUGAUCAUAAAUCAACGGGCUGUAAGAAAGCCAAUGGUCGUGAUCAUAAAUCAAUGGACUAUAAGAAAGUCAAAGGUCAUGAUCGUGAUUCAACGAAUCGUAAGAAAGCCAAAGGUCAUGAUCGUAAAUCAAUGGACCAUAAAAAGUCAAAGGUCGUGAUCAUGAAUCAGUAG